Gaeumannomyces tritici R3-111a-1 is the source of this 848-nucleotide messenger RNA. RefSeq lists its product as hypothetical. The record is from RefSeq and is a predicted model, not a curated record. The transcript has 3 exons. NCBI's taxonomy places the organism in Eukaryota, Fungi, Ascomycota, Sordariomycetes, Magnaporthales, Magnaporthaceae. The coding region runs from base 1 to 591 and encodes 196 amino acids.
AUGAUCAAAAACACGGCUUACAAUCUGGAAAUGCGUCUUCAACGCAUUAACGAGAAACUGGCGCGCAUCACCGCAGACGGGAGAGAGAGUAUAUUUAACGUCGGCUACAUGUUGCUAUCGAGGCGGCUAACAAAUCAAACCAAGGGGCAAGCCCAGGGCACACGGAGUUCGGGCCGCAUUCCGGCACUCCUUGUUAGUGAGCGGGCGAUCGGCGGUAGGGCGUAUAUGUAUGCGCCGGGGCGUUGUGAAGCGCUGCGAGUGGUAGUGAUGCUGUCGGCCGGCGGGUGCCGGAAAAGGGGUAAGGCCGACUUCGGCGGCGGAUGGUUAAAAAUCCAGGAGGACGGCCUGCCCGCCGGCCGCUCCGGCCUCUGGGGCACCGAGAAGGUCAUCCAGGGCCAGGGCCGCCACAAGGUCCGGAUCGCACAGUGCAUCGCCCCGGGACAGUACCUGUUCCGCGCCGAGAUGCUGGCCCUGCACGGCGCCAGCAGCCCCGGCGGCGCCCAGUUCUACAUUGGAGUGCGCCCAAAUCAACGUUGUCGGCGGCACCGGCACCAAGACCCCCACCACCGUCAGCUUCCCGGGCGCCUAUAAGGCCAACGACCCCGGUGUUUUUAUUAGCAUUUAUUACCCCCGGCUUACAUCGUACACCAUCCCUGGGCCUCCCAUCUUCACCUGAUAGGUGGCCACCUAACCAGACCAAUUUGGCAUAACGAUAUAAUCAAAUACUGCUAUCUGUGCCUUUCUCAUGAAUACCUCUUCAUCCCCCACUUCUCCUAAACAGUCCUUAUGUAUAUAUGCUCCAUACAUGCAUUCUUGGCGUUCUCUUUCCCAAUAUAGCUCUGUGGCCU